AUGCAACGUCUUGAAUUUGAAAUGUUUGCUAACGAAAUCCUAUCAAGGCUACCAACAAAGUAUGUUGCUCGAUUAAGAAUGGUUUCUAAACAAUGGCGUUAUGAACUGUCGUCACAUUUGUUUGCGAUUAUACACUAUCGCCGUAUGGCUAAUAACCCUUAUCGUAAGGUUAUCAUGUUUACCAACUCAUCAAUUGAUAUUCAUAACUUGAUUGGAGGAAAGUUAGACAUUUCUUCAGGGAAGAGUAUUUCCUUCCCCUUUGACACACAUCUUUCCAAUCUAAUCAUUCUUGCUUCUCAGUAUGGUAUUUUACUGAUGUGCAUUCAGUGGCGUCCGAACGAAUUGAUUCUUUGGAAUCCAACAACUAACCAAUUUUCGAAUUUGUGUGAUAAGAAACCUAAAAAUUUUUUUGAUUUAAGGGAAGAUGCAGUUGGGAUUUAUAUGGAUUCAUCUAACGAUCUAAAAAUAUUACUUCUCCAACGUCGUACGGAUGAUGUUAUACCGCGUGUGUAUUCUCGGAACAUAUGUGAAUGGAAAACUUUAACUUUCUUGAAAGGAGCGGAUUACGCUUCAACUUUAUAUUGGUGGUCUUCCGGAACUUUAUGCAAUAAUGUUUUAUAUUUUCCAUCUCCACACUAUUGGACGCCUGCUAAAAGUUAUACCAUUGCUUUUGAUGUCGAAUCUGAAACUUUUUAUAAGGUUUCGAUACCCCAAUCUACUAAUCUUUUUGGUCGCCAGAGGAGUUUUCUCAACAUCCGCAACACACUUCAUAUGUUUAUUGUUGUAGAGACCCCUAAAACAAUCGUGAAGCUAUAUAAAUUUCAAGAUGAAAUUUGGUCAGAAGUGUCGUCGUUUAGAAGCGGAAAGUUAUUUUAUUCAGUUGAUUCAUGGCGUAACAAAUUAGCUGAGAACAAAGGUGACACUUGGACUGUUAACAUCGACCGGGGUGGUAUUAUCGAUAUACAAAUUGGAAUGAAGGACUCUCAAUACUUACGAGACGCAGAGAAAUUUCAGGGAAUAUACAAUGUAGCAUCGUUUGAAGAGACCGUUGUCUCACCUAUUUAG
Helianthus annuus (common sunflower) is the source of this 1065-nucleotide messenger RNA. RefSeq names its product putative F-box protein At3g23260. The transcript has a single exon. Gene Ontology annotation, molecular function: protein binding. The record is from RefSeq and is a predicted model, not a curated record. NCBI's taxonomy places the organism in Eukaryota, Viridiplantae, Streptophyta, Magnoliopsida, Asterales, Asteraceae. The coding region runs from base 1 to 1065 and encodes 354 amino acids.